This is a messenger RNA of Aspergillus puulaauensis, 1251 nucleotides long. RefSeq lists its product as uncharacterized. Gene Ontology annotation, biological process: L-leucine catabolic process. Gene Ontology annotation, molecular function: 3-methylbutanoyl-CoA dehydrogenase activity; flavin adenine dinucleotide binding. The record is from RefSeq and is a predicted model, not a curated record. The transcript has 6 exons. The coding region runs from base 1 to 1251 and encodes 416 amino acids. Lineage: Eukaryota; Fungi; Ascomycota; Eurotiomycetes; Eurotiales; Aspergillaceae.
AUGCAAAACUUCAAAGCCGAGCAAGCACGAGCCGCCGCCUCUCAGCGAUGGAAAGCCGCCCAAAAGCCCACCGGGGCUGACGAAUGGAUAAAACGCGCCCAGGAAGCAUCUUCGAUCCUCAAGAUCGAUGCAGUUGAGCGUGAUUCUGCAGGGAAAUCACCCUUCGCUGAAGUCCAGUUACUCAAGGACGCCGGGUUAGUGAACCUUCUGGGCCCGCGCAAGUAUGGAGGUGCUGGCGAGACCUGGCAGACUUCGUACAAGGUCACUACGGAAAUAUCGAAAGCAGACGCGAGUAUUGGGCAUUUGCUUGGAAAUCAUUAUUCUUGGUUCUGGAGCAGCCAGAUUCUAGGAACACCCAAACAGGCCGAGAGAUGGCUACGGGAGUUCACGGAAGGGAAUUAUUACCUGGGAGGUGCGGUGAAUCCACGCAAUGCCGAUAUGGUGGUCGAGAACGCCGGCCUGGAACUCGUCUUCAAUGGAGAGAAGUUCUUCUCCACAGGAGGCGUGAUUAGCGACAUAACAGUUCUAGAAGGCGUGCUCAAGGACGGCACGCAUGUCUUUGCUUACGUCCCUACCAAGCAGCCCGGAAUUAGUUUCAAGGGCGAUUGGGACGUCAUUGGACAGCGGCUUACUGAAUCCGGAGGCUGCGUAAUCCGGAACGUCAGGAUCCCCUGGUCAGAGGCUGCAGGCUUCGUUGAUAAGCAGUUGACACCGAGGGAUGCGUACCACGACUUUAUCCUUCCUCCAGUGCAACUGCAAUUUGCCGCUGUUCAUCUUGGUGCUGCCAUUGGGGCGUUAGAGUCGGCAGCAGAGUACACCAGAACAAGAACCCGGGCGUGGCCCUACGGCGGAGACAACAAGGCCAAGGCAACUGAAGAAUGGUACAUUCUGGAAGGAUAUGGCAGGCUACAGGCCAAGGUCUGGGCCGCCGAAGCCCUGAUUGAUCGCACCGCCGAGAGACUUUCCGAGGCCAUCCAUGCACCCCGGCAUGAGCUAACGCAGGCUAAACGUGGCGAGAUUGCCGUUCAGGUCGCGGCUUCCAAGGCGCAAGUUAUUGAGACAGCACUGGAGACGGCAACUAAGGUCUUCGAGUACGUUGGCGCCAGUGGAAGUCUGAGCCGUUAUGGGUUUGAUAGAUUCUGGAGAAACACUCGCGUUCAUAGUCUCCACGAUCCUAUUGUUUACAAGUUCCGCGAGGUAGGCUCGUGGACGUUGCUGAAGGAGGCGCCGGAGCCGAGUUGGUAUACAUGA